Messenger RNA from Cuscuta epithymum, 5126 nucleotides. NCBI's taxonomy places the organism in Eukaryota, Viridiplantae, Streptophyta, Magnoliopsida, Solanales, Convolvulaceae. The record is from the annotation of a GenBank genome assembly.
UGAAAACAGAUCAAAGGGGAUGAAGGAAGCUUUCCAUUGAAGAGGUGAAGUUUACAUAAUGAUAUUGCAACUUAGUAUAAAACUUCUCUCGUGUAAAUAGGCUCUAUGUCUCUCAGGUGGAAUAAUUCUUAGAAAACUUAACCUAGCCAUUUCUAAGAGGUCUAUUUAUAGCCUCCAUAGAAUGGUAGGUUUACAAUGAUAUGGGCUCUCUUUUUGAGGAGGCUCAUUCAUAUUUUAGCUCAUUAGUCCUUUCCAGUUAAAGCCUAAUAAUUACACAAUAAAUACUACAAAUAGGCUAGAUAAAAUACAUUGAUCAUAAUACUAAAAAUAUCACUAACAGCUAUCAAACGCCGUUGCGUGCUCCCCUUCUCGUCGCGGCCGUUUGAGUUCUCUGACUGAGCCGCCACCCUUCUUCUUCUCUUUUCAUCUCGUCUGCAAUUCUAUCUUCGUCAGUUUGGAUCACCUUCAUCAUUGUCAUCUUCGAUGGAGUCACCGUCGCUCAAAAUCCGACCAAAUCUGUAAAUUUCCAGCGGCUAGAUUUCCAGAUUCAGAUGGCGAGGGGUUUGGUUGGGUGGUGGGGCGGUGGCUGACGGAUGUAGGGGGCCGAUGAGGAACCGACAAGCGGCAGCGACAGGGGCGGACCGGGUUGUGCUUGAAUGAGUGGGAGUGUGCGCUAUGGAGGCGGUGGUGGGGUGGUGGUGCCGAAGGGGUAAGGGGGCAGGGAUGGGGUAGUGGAGAGAUGGGUGAGGCAGGGGGGUUGGUGACGCAGGAAAUGGGGUUGGAUGAGGUAGGGGUUGGGUUACGGUGGUCACCAGCGGUGGUUUCCGACUGUGGUCGGAGGUGGUGGUCGCCGACGGUGGCCGGUAAUGGUAAAUGGACCAACUCGGUUGGUUGGAUUGGAUAACUAUAAUUGGUCGAAAUUGGGUAACUAUAAUUGACGCAUUGGGUAAUUAUAAGUGACUGGUCGUGUAACUAUAACCGACGAAUCAAAUAACUGUAACUGUAACGGGUUGGAUAACUGUAAUUGGACGGACGAGGGUUGAUCAUUGUACGGGCAUGCAUUUGUCACUGAACAGGCAAAUGUUGGUCACUGGACGGACAAACGUUUGUCACUGGACAGGCGGACGUUGGUCAAUGGACGGGUGAAAGUUGGUCAAUGAACGGGUGGUCGUUGGUCAGUGGAUGAGAGUCACUUUGUUAAAUGGUCACUGAGCGGAAGUCACUAUAAAGUUGGUAACGGUAAAAGUUGGUCAUUUAUUUAGUUUUAUAAGGGUGAAAUGGUCUCCUAACUCUUUUUAGUCACAUUUUUGGAAAUUAAAACAAAAAGUCACUUUUUUUUGUCCAUUCUCUGUUUUUUAGCAAUAUUGAUGGCAAAACCCAAAACCCCUUAUUAAAAAAGAAUAAAAUAAGAAUAAUGAACCGCAGCAAACUUUAUCAAGUAUAAAGUGAAACCCGAAAAUGCUGAAGUAUUACAUACGGAGUAAAAAAGUCCAUAGUCAUGUUUGAGUCAAUAUCUCUCCCCGUUAAGUCUCCGGUAUGGCCGUAUCUAUGUCUGUGAGUCUGUGACUCUGCAACCUAAGUCCUCACCCGCUCUGUCUACGGCUCAUAUCCACUGUAAACCACCAAAACCUCCAUUAGCAACCUGAACCUUAGCCUAAAACCCUAAGCUUCGGUACUGUCACCACACUCAACAGCUCCACUAGACAAUUACCAUUACUAAACGUUCUCCUUUACGCACAAUGAAUGCUUGUAGCUGGCGUGUACAUGGAGCGGAUUAAGAAAGCCAUUAUUUUUAUAUAUUCCAUAAAUUGCUUCAUCGCUCGUCGAACCAUGUUCGUUCUUUUCCAUCGAUUAUCGCAUAUCAGACACAGAGGCAAAUGUCACCGUGUAAGCCCAAUUUCGUACAAUUUCUUGAUGUUUGUUAAUGAUUUUAUUUGCUUUUCCCACUGCUCGCUGGCCAGAAGCACCAAUUAUAGUACUUCUGAGGGAGCUUUCUUGGAUGCCCAAAUGAUAAAGAAAAUUGUUCAUGAAGGUAGGUGGGAUGAUUUUGGAAGAUUGGGACUCUGUGACUCUGAUUUAACUUCAACUUGGGUCUCCAGAAUCUUGGUGGAGUUAAAACAGGAACCUAAAUUAGCUCUUAACUUGUUUAAUUGGGCAAAGGCACGGAUUUCAUUUCAUCAUACCACAGAGAGUUAUUGUCUGCUUGCUCACAUUCUGUUCUGUUCAAGAAUGUAUAGUGAUGCAAGCAAUGUUCUAAAAGAACUGAUUAGUUUGAACAAUGGAAAUAAGGCGGCUUUACUUGACAUCAUGUGGUCAACUAGACAUGUCUGUGUUCCUGGUAAUGGGAUUUUUGAUUCUUUUUUCAGUGUAUUAGUAGAACUGGGAUUUCUAGACGAUGCAUAUAGGUGUUUUUUGAGGAUGAGAAGUUUCAAAGUGUUUCCUAAAACACGAUCUUGCAAUCAUCUUUUGGAUAGACUUAUAAAGGCAGGAAACCAAGUUAUUUCCUGGAAUAUUUUUGAGGAUAUGAUUGCUUCCGGACCUUCCCCAAACGUGUACACAUAUAAUGUAAUGAUUGGUUAUUUGUGCAAAGAAGGGAACUUGGAUGCUGCAAGAAGAUUAUUUUUACAGAUGAAAGGGAACAAUGUUAGUCCCGAUAUUGUUACAUAUAAUUCUCUAAUUGACGGGACUGGAAAGUUAGGGGAGCUUCACGAAAUGAUUUAUAUAUUUGAGGAAAUGAAGGAAGCUGGGUGUAGUCCUUGUGUAGUAACAUAUAAUACAAUGAUUAAUUGCUUGUGUAAAUAUGACAAAAUGGACAAGGCAUUCAAAUAUUUGAAUGAGAUGAAGAGCAGUGGUAUAAAACCCAACAUAGUGACUUAUAGCACAUUUGUUGAUGCUUUCUGCAAAGAAGGGAUGCUGCAAGAAGCCUUUAAAUUUUUUGUGGACAUGAGGCGAGUUGGUCUGCUUCCCAAUGAGUUCACUUAUACAUCCUUAAUUGAUGCAACCUUUAAAGCAAGGAAGAUGGACGAAGUUCUGAAGCUAGUCAAAGAGAUGUUGGAAGUGGGACUCAAGCUCAACAUUGUUACCUACACAGUAUUACUAGAUGGUCUUUGUGAAGAAGGGAGGCUUACAGAAGCUGAAGAUGUUUUUAGAAUAUUAUUAAAAGACGGGAUAAUUCCUAAUGAAAAGUCUUUCACUGCUCUAGUGCAUGGGUAUAUGAAAUCAAAAAGAUUGGAAGAUGCUAUGAAUAUUUUGGAAAAAAUGGAGGAAAAUAAUAUCAGGCCAAACGAGUUACUCUAUGGAACUGUUAUAUGGGGACUUUGCCAACAAGGGAAGUUUGAGGAUGCAAAGAUUUUUUUUGAUGAAAUGGAGGGGAGAUGUAUUAAAGCUUCUUCUGUGGUAUUCACCACACUCAUUGAUGCUUUCUUUAAGGCUGGAAAAUCCAUAGAAGCACACAAUAUGCUAAAUGAGAUGCAAAAGAGAGAUAUUACCCCUACCGUGGUGACAUAUUGCACAUUAAUUGACGGUUUGUGCAGUUUGGGUUUCGUACAGGAAGCAAUUGAUCAUUUCAAUAAUAUGCCAAACAUUGGUUUGCGACCUAAUCUGAUGGUUUACACAGCACUUAUAGAUGGACUCUGUAAAAAUGCAUGCCUAGAGGCUGCCAAAACCCUUUUUAAUGAAAUGCUUAAGAAAGGUAUACUUCCGGAUAAAGCUACUUACACAUCUCUGAUUGAUGGAAACAUGAAGCAGGGAAAUGUGCAGGAUGCCUUGUUUUUAAAGGAAAGAAUGAUUGAGAAUGGUAUUGAACUUGACCUUCUUGCCUACUCGUGUUUGAUUCGGGGUCUUUCAAGGAAUGGUCAAGUGGAACAAGCAAGAUGUUUUCUUGGUGAGAUGAUUGAGAAGGGUAUUCUUCCCGAUGGAGUUAUUUAUCGGUGUCUAAUAAGAAAAUACUAUGAGCUUGGCAAUACAGAUGAAGCUCUUUUCUUGCAGAAUGACAUGAUGAAGAGGGGUUAUGAAUAUGGCUGAUGUUCAAAUAUCAUCUUGAGUUGGUAAUUAAGAGAAACUCAUUCGUCCAGAAUGAUAUAGUGACAAAUGCAAUUUACAGCUAUCACAAUUCAUAAGAGAUUUUGCUGUUCAACUUCAAAAUAGAGCCCUGAGAGUUAAAAUUUGUCUCAGCGUUUUCAUGUGAAUUGGAAGAGUGAAACCCAAGAAGCUUAUAUUGUUUCUCUAUCCACACUCUGUGAUCUUCAAAGCUGCGGAAAUGCCAACUUACCCACAUGCAGUGAAGAUAGUUUUAACUGACAACUCCCAUUCACCUGUGAAUGAAUCAAGUCUAGUGUGAAUGAAUCAAGCUGUGCUUGCUGUUAUGGCUAUGUAAUCAUCAUGUUAAGGUAGAAGGUACAAGACUGGUCCAUGGACUGAUAGAACUCAGCGGAAGGGAGUGCAGUUUUAGCUUUUGAGAAGUCGGGCAGUCCGAGAAUAAUGAUUACAGAAUGGAACUGCUUGUUCCAAUAAAAUUGACAAUGGCCACAUAUAUGCAAUUAGUUUGAUCUUUAGAGGGGUACAUGUCUUGUUGAUGUACAUCUUUGCUUGUGGUGAUGUUUUAAUUAUUAUAGAGCCCAACACUUGUGGGGCUAUUUUGAUGACCCUCCUCCACACAAGGGCGCUCCCCCACCCCCACUGCCCUUGCCCUAGGCAGGGUUUGACGAGGCAUAUCACAGGAGUGGAGCUCAAAGACUGUCAAGCUCUCCAUAUCCACCCUUGAUCAACCGGGUGAACAAGCAUGCUGCGUAUCACUACUUGCGGACAUGAAGAUGGUGGCGGAGCUGAGUUUUUGGGUUGCAGGGGCAAAUUUAUUGGUGUGGCUAAAGUUGAAGUCUUAUUAAAUUUAUACAUAAAAUGCGUAGAUAUAUGUCUUGUAAACAAAUUUGGGAUGACAAGAAUGUUUUUACUUGGACUUGUUUCAGACCAGACCCGAUUAGAUUUUGGCAGUUGUAAAAUACAUAGAGACCGGACAUUUACCAGACCAGUUCGGAGUAUAUUAGAUCAGUUUAGAUCAAAUCAGAAAAUUUUCCUUUCAAAUAAUGAUUUGUACAUCAGUUUGCAAAACACUAAUUUCUUUAUUUUGC